Molecule: messenger RNA, 1151 nt
Organism: Melitaea cinxia (Glanville fritillary)
Lineage: Eukaryota; Metazoa; Arthropoda; Insecta; Lepidoptera; Nymphalidae
Gene: Cpr64Ac
Product: cuticle protein 21-like
Exons: 4
Coding region: 34-540 (168 amino acids)
Cellular component (GO): extracellular matrix
Source: RefSeq, a predicted model, not a curated record
UUUCAGACUACACGAACAGCGCACGCGACAGUCAUGUACGCCAAGUUAUUUAUGUUAUACUGCGCGUGCGCCGUGGCGGCUGCGGCGCCGGGCAUCUACGACUACGGCUACGCGGCACCGGCGCUCACGCACUCUUACGCUGCCCCGGCGCUCACGCACUCUUACGCUGCCCCUGUCGCUGUCGCCGCCCCAGUCAUUAAGACGGUUGCUGCUCCAGUCGUACAAGCUGAACCAAUUGAUCCGAACCCCGCGUACAGCUAUGCUUACGGUGUAGCCGAUCCCCACACCGGCGAUCACAAGGACGCCCAAGAGACGUUACAGAACGGUGUGGUCCACGGAUCUUACAGCCUGGUCGAGCCAGACGGCCACCUCAGAAAAGUUACCUACACGGCCGACAAAGUCAACGGUUUCAAUGCUGUGGUUGAGAGGACUGGUGGCACACACGCCGCGCCAGUCGCGAUAGCCGCCCCGGCCCACGUCGCCGUUGCCGCUCCCGUGGCCAAAUACACGCUGCCCGCAAUCGGCCACCCCUGGCGCUAGUCACUAAUUUAACUAUACGCAACUUGUAGUAUCGCUGAUGGAAAAAACGGUUUGGAUAACGACGACUUACUAAGCUUAAGAUUAGCUAGUUGAGUUAGCACAAUAAUUGUUAACAUCCUCUGGCAAUAAACUUUUGUAUUAUGAGGCGAGCUGAUAGGAUUGGUCAGGAACAUUAAAGAGCGAAGGCUUAUACAAAGCGUUGUUCUAUGUAUUUUGUUUAUAAUGUUAUGUAUAGAUUGAGUCUAGUACAAGUUUUAUCAGCUUAUAAAAGUCGAUAUGGAAUAGAUUUUAGAAUGUAUUAGUUUCUGUAACCGUUUUCUGCUGUGUAGAAUAGGUUUGGAAAGAUGUUUGGAUUAUUUUGGAUUUUUAAUGGAAGCGAUGUGUUCAUCGAAGGAGGAAUAUGGAUCAUUGUGUUAGAUGAAAGGUGUUUGUCCAAUCAGCGAUGCGACAAGGUCGAUGACCUCGCCCGAGAGCCGAAUGAAAUUGUCCUAUUUUUUAUUUAUUUAGUUCUGCUUUGACUGUUGCUAUGGACUUGAUCUUGACGCGUUGUAUUACUUACAUGUAAAUAUAAUGUGUACUUAGUUUUUAAAUAAAAUGCCAUUUUACGGUAA